GUUCCAUGAUGGAGUUUGAACAUUACCUCAAGAGGUUUCAUAUUUUGGAUUAGUUAAUCAUAUUUACCCUCUGCCGAAAACUUUUUUAAAACUUCAGAUUCAAUUUCUGUGUCCUUCAAGACAUUAAAUGCAGAGAGAUUGAACCAUGGACUCCAAGGAGAGCUGCCCCAGUGUAAGCAUUCCGAGCUCUGAUGAACACAGAGAGAAAAAGAAGAGGUUCACGGUUUAUAAAGUUCUGGUCUCUGUGGGCAGAAGCGAGUGGUUUGUCUUCAGGAGAUAUGCAGAGUUCGACAAACUUUACAAUUCUUUAAAGAAACAGUUUCCUGCUAUGGCUCUGAAGAUUCCUGCCAAGAGAAUAUUUGGUGAUAAUUUUGAUCCAGAUUUUAUUAAACAAAGAAGAGCAGGACUGAAUGAGUUCAUUCAGAACUUAGUCAGAUAUCCAGAGCUUUACAACCAUCCAGAUGUCCGAGCAUUCCUUCAAAUGGACAGCCCGAGACAUCAGUCAGACCCAUCUGAAGAUGAGGAUGAAAGAAGUACUCCGAAGCCACAUUCUACCUCACGGAACAUCAACCUGGGACCAACUGGAAAUCCUCAUGCUAAGCCAACUGACUUCGAUUUUUUAAAAGUUAUUGGAAAAGGCAGCUUUGGCAAGGUUCUUCUUGCAAAACGGAAACUGGAUGGAAAAUUUUAUGCUGUCAAAGUGUUACAGAAAAAAAUAGUUCUCAACAGAAAAGAGCAAAAACAUAUCAUGGCCGAGCGCAAUGUGCUCUUGAAAAAUGUGAAGCACCCGUUUCUGGUUGGACUGCACUAUUCUUUCCAAACAGCUGAAAAACUUUAUUUUGUUCUGGAUUUUGUUAAUGGAGGGGAGCUCUUCUUUCACCUACAAAGAGAGAGGUCUUUCCCGGAACCCAGAGCGAGGUUUUACGCCGCCGAGAUCGCCAGUGCCUUGGGUUACCUGCACUCCAUCAAAAUAGUGUACAGAGACUUGAAGCCAGAAAAUAUUCUUUUGGAUUCAAUGGGACAUGUUGUCUUAACGGAUUUCGGGCUUUGCAAAGAAGGAAUUGCUAUUUCUGAUACCACCACAACUUUUUGUGGUACACCAGAGUACCUUGCACCUGAAGUGAUCAGAAAGCAGCCCUAUGACAACACUGUGGACUGGUGGUGCCUGGGAGCUGUUCUGUAUGAGAUGCUGUAUGGGCUGCCUCCUUUUUACUGCCGAGAUGUUGCUGAAAUGUAUGAUAAUAUCCUUCACAAGCCCCUAAACUUGAGACCGGGAGUGAGCCUCACCGCUUGGUCCAUUCUGGAAGAACUCCUAGAAAAAAACAGACAGAAUCGACUUGGUGCCAAAGAAGACUUUCUUGAAAUCCAGAAUCAUCCUUUUUUUGAGUCACUCAGCUGGACUGACCUCGUACAAAAGAAGAUCCCACCUCCAUUUAACCCUAAUGUGGCUGGACCAGAUGAUAUCAGAAACUUUGACGCCGUCUUCACUGAAGAAACGGUUCCCUAUUCUGUGUGCGUGUCUUCUGACUAUUCUAUAGUAAAUGCUAGUGUCCUGGAGGCAGACGAUGCAUUUGUUGGUUUCUCUUACGCCCCUCCUUCAGAAGACUUAUUUUUGUAAACACUUGGACAUUCAGAAACCAAUGAACAACCUCUAGCCUGCAGAAGAGAUGGAAACACCUAUUUGUGUGAAUAUAUUCAGCUAUGUAUAACAGUGCCUCAUUUUUAUAUGUAAUAGUGAAAACUAUGAAAUAUGUAUUUUCUGCUGUAUGCAAGACUUAGGGCAUUUCAAAGAGCUAAGUUUUGAACUGAAAUUUGUAUUCUUGUUAAGCUUAUUUUUAAACAAAAAAUUGAAGCUAUUAUUCUUAGCAUUAACCUAUUUUUAAAGAUAACUUUUUGCUAUUGACUGUUUUUUUCCUGUUAAGUUUACACUAACACAUCCAAGAUAGACUGUUUUAAUAGUCUGUUACAGUUAAGAUAAGAUGUAUUAAUAUCUUUAUAAUUCUAUGACUUUUUUUUAUCAUAGCAGAACUAUGCAAAUGGUACAGGAUGGUUUAUGCUGAAACCCUAUCUCCCCAUGGUAAUUCACUAUUUGUUUCUUAGUAGGCUUCAAAUGCAAAGGCAGAGGGCACACACUGGCUGCCAGUGGGCGUUAGCAGGUACUCACUUGCAGCCCCAUAAGAAAAAGCAAAAAGCAGUCAUUUGCCUUUGAAGUGUUCAGUUCCCAUCCAUCCACCAUUUUUCCUCUAGAGGAAAAGAAAAUAUUUAAUGGCCAGAAGUUUUUAGAAUUCCCAACGAACUGAGAAGUAACAAAAUGCUACCAGAUGUUUACCAUAAAUGUCCCUGUCACAUAUUUAUAUUACAAAUGUUUUCUAUUUAUGUUCCUUUUGACCCUUUGAAGGUUUAGUGUACUGUUGAGUAGGUCUAAACCUUGGUAUAUGUUUUUUGCAAAGAAUUAUUUCAAAACUACCUUCCUAAUUGACCGUGUUUUUAAAAUGACAGAAAAAAAGUAGCCUUCUAUAAUGUUUACCUAGUUGUGAAUUAAAUAAUAAAAUAGCAAGCCUGGGUCAGUGUGAAUGUGUGUCACCUACACAUCCUAACCUGGGUCAGUGUGAAUGUGUGUCACCUACACAUUCUAACCAAAGGUAACAAUAAUCUAGCAGUAAUAUAUUCAGUAUUACUCAUUUUGUAGUGCCAGGGAUCAGACAUGCACUCGUGAAUGCUACUAAGAGUAUUCCCUAUCUCUGAAGUGCACACAUGCCCCUUGGUAUCUUAGAAAUAGUUCAGAAAACUGACUGUAAAAUGACAGCAUGUCAGCUAACAUCUGCAUUCAUAGUGGUACAGAGAAACUGUUUUAAAAGGGUGCUUCUUGGGACUCCAUCCCUGGAAGACAGUUUCCCGGGUCCUUUAGAGGACACCAUCGUGAGCUCAGCUGCACUAAGAACAAACUUCCCUUGCGUGUGUUACCUUGACUAAUGAGAAAUAUUUCUCAUCCACACCCUUUGGCUUAAGUACGUUCAGCAGAAUGGGGAUAGACGGUGCUUCAGUUUGACAGGUAGUCUUUGUAUGCGUGCAGUACACUGGACCUCCCUCACUGGCGAGAUGUUACGUCUACACUGUACAUAACUUGAUCCUGGGUACUUCUGUCAGCUCUACUUUAAUACAGAUUUAUUUGUUGAUUAUAAAUCUAAGACAAAAAUUGUACAUACAUGAUUUUUUACUCUAAUAUCCCUUAAUUAAAUUGCCAAAAAAUUAAAGUGCAA
Molecule: messenger RNA, 3260 nt
Organism: Apodemus sylvaticus (European woodmouse)
Lineage: Eukaryota; Metazoa; Chordata; Mammalia; Rodentia; Muridae
Gene: Sgk3
Product: serum/glucocorticoid regulated kinase family member 3
Exons: 16
Coding region: 146-1618 (490 amino acids)
Biological process (GO): protein phosphorylation
Molecular function (GO): ATP binding; protein serine/threonine kinase activity; phosphatidylinositol binding
Source: RefSeq, a predicted model, not a curated record